AUGUCCGCUUUCAUGUGGCAAGUGGCUCAACAGCGUAAUGUGAUGCAGUAUGGGAAGCUGGAGGAGUUUGUGACUUUGGUGACAGAGAUGGUUCCAGAGCUGCUGAGCUCCAGGCAGAGGACCCAACUCAUCCUGGGACUGAGAGCAAGGGUGAGAAAGGUGGAAAUGUUGAGGGUUGGGAUGGGAAGAGUCUUAUGAUGGAACGAACUAUGGGCAGCUACUAACUGCAAUUACUGUACAUAUGCCCAGGCCCUGGUCUGAUUAAUCAGGCUGUAAUACACAAUUCAUUGGUACAUACAGCCUGAAACUAAUGCCUGCAAAAUCGUGUAAAUGUUCAUUACAAGCCAGAAUGUUGAAUAAAAUUACAUUUAAACUUACUUUACCGGUUGUCUGUGCGUUUUGUCCUUCAGCUGUUUGAAAUUUGAGACAAAAAACCACAGGAAAGUAUUGUUUACACAACUUUUUAGAGAUAUGGUUAGGCACCUAGGUAAAAUGUGUUUUAUAUUGGAUAUUCGUUUUUCUCUCGUCAAUAGCUAUUGAACCAAGCAUUCCAUGACAAUGGAAAAAGGUAUAUUCUGAAUCGGGAGGAUGGAGAAUAUUUUUUCAAUAUUUUGUUCCCCUACAAUUCCACCCCCCAAAAUUCUCCAUCCUCCUGAUUCAGAAUAUAACAUUUUCAUUGUCAUGGCUAUCUUGGAGUGAGAAAAAAAUCCAAUAUAUAUGUAACUUUACCUUGGUAUGCCCUAGACAAUACUUUCCUCUGGAUAUUUUAUCUCAAAUUUAAAGCAUCUUAUGGACAAAACGUGCAAACAACCGGUAGAGUGAGUUUACAUUUAAUUUUAUUCAACAUUCUGCCUUGUAAGGAAUACUUACACGAUUUUGCAGGCAUUCAUUUCAGGCUGGAUGUACAAAUGAAUGGUGUAUUACAGCCUGAUUAAUCCGACUACCCUGUACCUAGUCCUGCUUUUUACAUAUCCACCUCUUUUCCAGCUGGUUUUAGAGUUGUGUCGCAGUGAGGGUACAGCUGACUUCCUGACCAUCCAGGCCCACCUGGACAUAAUCCACACUUUGACAGAAAAAUCCUUACACAAAGAGGUAGGUUAAAUUGGUAACAAUUUAUGAAUGAGCCACUGGAAGAACUUUAUUUCUGAGAGAUGCACUCCUGUACCUUUGUCAGAUGUUUUGUUUUCUUGUGCCUAAUGACAGAGUCAUGGUGAUGAAUUGGAGGCUUCAGAUUCUAACUUUGUGGAGCUGGUUCAAACCCUGCUGGAAGACCCUUCUGAGAGGGAGCAUUUCUUCCAGGUGAGGAACUUUCUCUCUAGACUUCUUUUUGAUCCUUUUGCUUGAGUAUAUUUCUGAAAUAGGCUACCAGUUGAACGUCAAAUACUUAGAUGAUGUUCAACUGCUCCUCCAUUGUUCCCACAAGCAAGGGAGGAGGCUGAUGACAUCACAUCAGACCAACUCAACUCCUUGAAUGGCCUACUCCAAAAUAGCUGGAGUGCAUCUUUUAGAGGAGACAUUUGGCACUAGACCCAUUUCAUGCUAAAUUGUCUACUUCACAGGAGGUGUUCCCAGUCCACUAUGGCCCUCGGUAUGACACAGCGCUGCAGACACUGGUGUGGGAGUUUCUCUCCAGACUGGAGGAGCUGCUGCCUGUACCAGACCUCACACAGGUACUGAGGAAAACAUCUGUUCUAAAAGAUUGACGGAACAUAGCGUGUGGCUCUACAGAUGAAUUGAAUGGUGUUUUUGGUCAUUUCAAAACUUGUCUAAAACCUCAAGUGGCUGGAACAACGUAUUUGAACUCUUUAUUAUCCUGUAUUCCCUCGGCCCUGCUCCUCUUAGAUAACAGCAUGGCUCGGUGCUGCCCCCUCUGUCCUGGAGGAAUGUAGACAGACUGUCUUUGACCCUGAACAACUGAAGACAGUGAUGCAGCACCAUCAGCGUCAUGGAAACCUGAACAAUAGUAAGUCUUCAUCCAGAUGAUGGCUAUGAAGUAAAUAGUCCAAUUGGACACCUCUUGUAUUUUUUACUUGGCCAAUGUAGGUGAGUGUAACUGAUGUUCUCUCAUACCCAGGUCAUGUCUCUAAAUACACUGCAGAUACCAUCCUGUCCACACUGUCCCUCCCUCCAAAAAUGAGAGUUGUUAUUAACAAUGAGCCGGACAACUCUGACAAUGUGAAGACAUGCUCAGAUGAAGAUGAAUGCAUAGAUAAUGGGGUAGAGGUCUGGGAAUAUGAGGACAACAAUGAAAUCCUGGAUGAUGACACUGAUAGAUGUUUGGAGGAUCUAGGACUGUCAACAUCAGAGCAACAGGAGGGUCUAUCACCUGGAGAGACCUCAGCGUUGGUUACUCCAGGACCCUGUGAUGGUAAGGAAAAUAAAAAAAGGUCAAACACUCAUCCAUUAUUUAUGACUAAUAAAGUAUAUGAAUUGCAAUGUGCAGGUAACUGCCAAAAUAAUGGAAACACUUGAGUAAAUGAGGGAUACAAAGUAUAUUGAAAGCAGGUGCUUCCACACAGGUGUGGUUCUUGAGUUAAUUAAACAAUUAACGUCCCAUCAUGCUUAGGGUCAUGUAUAAAAAUGCUGGGCAGGCCAUUAUUUUGCCUACCAUGGCUAUGCAAGAGUGGUAACUGAAUGGUUUGAGCAUGAAAACGAUGUUAACUAUGUGCCAUGGCUGUCGGUCACAGAUCUCAACCCAAUUGAACACUUAUGGCAGAUUAUGGGGAGGUGCCUGAGACAGUAUUUUCCACCACCAUCAACAAAGCACAAAAUGAUGGAAUUUCUUGUGGAAGAAUGGUGUCGCAUCCCUCCAAUAGAGUUCCAGACACUUGUAGAAUCUAUGCCAAGUUGCAUUGAAGCUAUUCUGGCACGUGGUGUCCCAACGCCCUUUUAAGACAUUUUAUAAUGGUGUUCACCUUUGGUUCGGCAGUUAUCUGUGUAAAAAAAUAUAUAUAUACAGUGAGGGAAAAAAGUAUUUGAUCCCCUGCUGAUUUUGUACGUUUGCCCACUGACAAAGAAAUGAUCAGUCUAUAAUUUUAAUGGUAGGUUUAUUUGAACAGUGAGAGACAGAAUAACAACAAAAACAUCCAGAAAAACACAUGUCAGAAAUGUUAUAAAUUGAUUUGCAUUUUAAUGAGGGAAAUAAGUAUUUGACCCCUCUGCAAAACAUGACUUAGUACUUGGUGGCAAAACCCUUGUUGGCAAUCAGAGGUCAGACAUUUCUUGUAGUUGGCCACCAGGUUUGCACACAUCUCAGGAGGGAUUUUGUCCCACUCCUCUUUGCAGAUCUUCUCCAAGUCAUUAAGGUUUCGAGGCUGAUGUCUGAUCAUGUCUUUGUCAGUGGGCAAACGUACAAAAUCAGCAGGGGAUCAAAUACUUUUUUCCCUCACUGUAUAUAUAUAUAUUACCAGUCAAAAGUUUGGACACACCUACUCACUCCAGGGUUUUGCUUAAUUUUUACUAUUUUCUACAUUGUAGAAUAAUAGUGAAGACAUAAACUAUGAAAUAACACAUAGGGAUCAUGUAGUAACCCAAAAAGUGUUAAACAAAUUAAAAUAUAUUUUAGAUUCUUCAAAGUAGCCACCCUUUGCCUUGAUGACAGCUUUGCACACUCUUGGCAUUCUCUCAACCAGCUUCACCUGGAAUGCUUUUCCAACAGUCUUGAAGGAGUUCCCACAUAUGCUGAGCACUUGUUGGCUGCUUUUCCUUUACUCUGCGGUCCAACUCAUCCCAAACCAUCUCAAUUGGGUUGAGGUCGGGGGAUUGUGGAGGCCAGGUCAUCUGAUGCAGCACUCCAUUACUCUCCUUCUUAGUCAAUUAGCUCUUACACAGCCUGGAGGUAUGUUGGGUCAUUGUCCUGUUGAAAAACAAAUGAUAGUCCCACCAAGCGCAAACCAGAUGGGAUGGCGUAUCGCUGCGGUAGCCAUGCUGGUUAAGUGUGCCUUGAAUUCUAAAUAAGCCACAGACAGUGUCACCAGCAAAGCACCCCAACACCAUCACACCUCCUCCUCCGUGCUUCACGGUGGGAACCACACAUGCAGAGAUCAUCCGUUCACCUACUCUGCGUCUCACAAAGACACAGCGGUUGGAACCAAAAAACAGAUUUCCACCGGUCUAAUGUCCAUUGCUCGUGUUUCUUGGCCCAAGCAAAUCUCUUCUUAUUGGUGUCCUUUAGUAGUGGUUUCUUUGCAGCAAUUCGACCAUGAAGGCCUGAUUUCACGCAGUCUCCUCUGAACAGUUGAUGUUGAGAUGUGUCUGUUACUUGAACUCUGAAACUGAAACAUUUAUUUGGGCUGCAAUUUCUGAGGCUGGUAACUCUAAUGAACUUACCCUCUGCAGCAGAGGUAACUCUGGGUCUUCCUUUCCUGUGGCGGUCCUCAUGAGAGCCAGUUUCAUCAUAGCGCUUGAUGGUUUUUGCUACUGCACUUGAAGAAUCUUUUAAAGUUCUUGAAAUGUUCUGUAUUGACUGACCUUCAUGUCUUAAAGUAAUGAUGGACUAUCGUUUCUCUUUGCUUAUUUGAGCUGUUCUUGCCAUAAUAUGGACUUGGUCUUUUACCAAAUAGGGCUAUCUUCUGUAUAACACCCUACCUUGUCACAACAACUGAUUGGCUCAAAUGCAUUAAGAAGGAAAAAAUUACACAAAUUAACUUUUAACAAGGCACACCUGUUAAAUGAAAUGCAUUCCAGGUGACUACCUCAUGAAGCUGGUUGACAGAAUGCCAAGAGUGUGCAAAGCUGUCAUCAAGGCAAAGGGUGGCUACUUUGAAGAAUCUCAAAUAUAAAAUAUGUUUUGAUUUGUUUAACACUUUUUUUUUUGGUUACUACAUGAUUCCAUAUGUGUUAUUUCAUAGUUUUAAUGUCUUCACUAUUAUUCUACAAUGUAGAAAAUAGUUUAAAAAAUAAAGAAAAACCCUGGAAUGAGUAGGUGUGCCUAAACUUUUGACUGGUACUGUAUAUAUAAAUAAAUGGUGGUUAUGUAAUCUUAUCUCUUGUAUUUUCUCCUUACAGAAUUGAAAUUGGAUAAUUCUCUCAACGUAGUGGUGAAUGCUGACGAACCAUCCCAGGUUCUUACCUGCACCCUCUGCCUCCAUUCUCUCACAGUGAAAUGGCCAACCUCUGCAAGGACAUCAAGAUAAACCAAGUAGAAAAGGACAGCAAACAGGUUGACAAGAAAAAAAAGGUGGUCAGAAAGGGGGACAAAAAGAGGGUCAUCAAAAAAAGGGUGAUCAAAAGGAGAGUGAUCAAAAAGAGGGUGAUCAAACAGGUUGACAAGAAAAAGAAGGAUCCCCUGCACCCCAAAACAGGACUCAUACAUGUGAGUGUGGGAAGGUUUUCAAAAAACCAUCACUGCUGACGCUACAUAUGGGAGUUCACACGAUGCCAUAUCAUUGUGACCAGUGUCCCAAACGAUAUGCUACUCCUGGGGCUCUGAAAAAACACCAGCUACUUCACACAGAAGAAAGGCCAUUCGCAUGUGAACACUGUGACCGGAGGUACAGGAGUGCUUAUGAUCUCAAAGUGCACAUACGCAGUCACUCUGGGGAGCGCCGUCACAUGUGUAUUAUCUGUGGUAAGAGGUUUACCCAGCAGUGUACGCUAGUGAGACACAUGCGAAUGCAUGCUGGGGAGAAGAAUUAUUUAUGUAGCAUAUGUGGUAAGGCAUUCCUUAGCUCAGGAGAACUGCGGCUGCAUACACGAACGCACACGGGAGAAAACCCCCACACCUGUAAACAUUGUGGAAAGGGUUUCAAAGCAUCUUGCCAACUUACGGUUCAUCUGCGCUCUCACACAGGCGAGCGUCCUUACACCUGCACCCAAUGCCCAAAAUCUUUCACUACCUCAGACUCCCUGAGAACGCACAUGUAUACUCACACUGGGGAGAAACCUCACCAGUGCUCAGAGUGUGGGAAAACAUUUACUCAAAGGGGUAAUAUGGUAAAUCAUAUGAGAAGAGUUCAUAGACUGGUUAAGAUUCUCCAAAAGCACUCCAACAGAAAGACAGACAAAGUCUCGUAA
Coregonus sp. 'balchen' is the source of this 6015-nucleotide messenger RNA. The record is from the annotation of a GenBank genome assembly. Lineage: Eukaryota; Metazoa; Chordata; Actinopteri; Salmoniformes; Salmonidae.